Knipowitschia caucasica is the source of this 963-nucleotide messenger RNA. NCBI's taxonomy places the organism in Eukaryota, Metazoa, Chordata, Actinopteri, Gobiiformes, Gobiidae. The record is from the annotation of a GenBank genome assembly.
AUGAUGGUAGGGGUUUGUAGGGGGUUGGGGGUGGGAGUUUAUUUGGGGGUAUGUGGUGGGGUUGGGUUAGGAUGGAUUGGUUUUUGGGUGGGGGUUGGUGUGGGGGAUGUGGUGGGGGGUGGGUUUUUUGGGGGGUGGUUUGAAGAGAGAUUAUUAUUAUUAGUGGUGGGUGGUUGUGUUGUUGGGGUGAUAUGGGGGUUAGAUAAUGGUUGUGAAUGGUUUUUGGGGUGGAGGUGUUUGAAGGAGUGGUUUGUUGGGGUUGGUGAGGGUGGGUUUUGGGGGUGGGGGGGGUUGAGUGAUGGGAGGGGGGUUGGGAUUUGUGAGGGGGGGGGGUUGGUGGGAAGGAGGAUGGGGAGUGUGGUGUUAAGGAUGUGGGGGGAAGGGGGUAUAAGGGGGGGGGUGGGGAUGGGGUUGGUGGGGGAAGGGGUGUGGGGGUUUAGGGGGGUAGGGGGGUGUAAGGUGGGUGUAUGGGAGAAUAGGGAGUAUGAGGAUGUUAGGGUGGUGGGGGGGUUGGGGAAUUUGGAAUUUGGGAUAGUUGUGUUGGGGGGUGGUGGUUUUGAUUUAGGGGUUUUGGGUGGGGGGUGUUGUUUUUUGGUGGGGUGGGUUGAUUGUGUUUUGGGGGGGGGGGGGGGGGUUUGGGUAGUGGAUGUUGGGGGGGGUGUUGAUUGUGUUUUGGUUAAGUGUGGUUUGGGUGGGGGAAGGGGUGGUAUUGAUGGGGGGGGGGGGGGGGGGGGGUGUAUGUGUUGGGUGGGGGGGGAUGGGUGUGUAGGUGGGGUGUGGGUUGAGUGUGGGUGGAUAUUUGGGGGGGGGGUGUGGGGGGGGUGGGGGGGGGGGGGGGGGAUGUGGUUGGGGGGGUGGGAGGGGGUGUAUAUGGGGGGGGGUGUGGGGGGUUGUAGGGUGUUUUUGAGUAUUGGGGGGGGGGUGUUGGGGGGGAUUGGGGGGGGUGGGGGGUGUGUGGUUUGA